GUGCUCAGUUAAAAGAGGAGCUGGAAUCAAGCCCUCAAACCCUGACGGAUGUAGCUCAAAUUGCGCAAGGAACUACUUCUGAGGAUACCGAGAUUACUCAAAACACUCAGAACAUUCAUGGAGGCGAAGACGACGUCGACAACCUAGGCGAUUUGCUAAGUAAGAUAUCUAUUGUAGAAGACAAUGUCGAUAUCCUGCCAGACGGAACAAGCAGCACCAGUGAAUCUGCAACAGCUACAAGCACCAACAAUCAGUUCAAGAAAGUUGCUGCAGAAGACACUAGUGUAAUUCUGUCAGAUGAAACAUCUAGCAGCAAUGGAUUGACAGCUACAACCAUCAAUAGUCGGAAAUUAAAAAAACUCAAUGAAUUCCUCCAUGUCUGCGGCGGGACAGCACCAAUCRGUCAACCCAAAAAGCGGUGGGAAGAUUUGACCACGCACAGUAAAAAUAAUCAUGUUGAUAAGGCUACAACUUUAAUCAUGUCCGCUUUGGAAGUGAUAACACCCGGUGAUGCUGGAAGUAUUUGGGACGCUAUUCAGACGUCACAAAGUGUCGAAAAGGUUCUUGGGAUUUCGCAUUCAGCCGACAGAAAAUAUCUUGAGGCCUUAGCUGAGACCUACGAGAAUGCGACUAGUUGGAACACCCGUAGACAGGUCUUGGGAAUAAUUGCAGAUCUGGUUCCUUUUUCUCAGAUCCAGAGAUUUAUCCCUGGUAUAACAGAGUAUCGCUUCAAGAUAGCCAGAUUGCAUAUUCUUAAGUAUGGGCGUGGGGCACCAGUACCAGUGCAAAGGAGUCCCAGAAUGAAAGUUGAUGAGAAUCAGCUGGAUCACUUCCUUUCCUUUAUAACUAGUCCUCAUGUUAUUCAAGAUCUYCCGUUCGGCCARCGAUACCUCCACUUAGCAAAUGGGCAAGUCAUUGAAUGUCCAAAUGUAAUUCGAUCGAUGAUUCCGCAAAGAAUCGCCAMGCAGUACACACAGUUUUGCAAAGAAGAUGGAACCAAACCUUUGAGCCCGUCGACCAUCUUACGAAUUUUAUCAGUUUGCACUGCAACUGUACGAAAGUCUUUGCAGGGUUUGGACUAUAUUUCAGCUGAGGGAGCCAAGGCAUUUGAUGAUUUGGCUGGAUUACUCGCAAAGCUUGCAAACUAUGGUUGCGAUCAACAGUGGGUCAGUUCUUGCGAGACAGCGUUAAAAGCUAUGAAACAGUACAUUAAAACUGACUACGAGGUGCACAUUUCUGAUGCCUCAAACGUCCCUGACCACUGCUGUGUCUAUGCCUUGAGUGACAAGAAGCAACCUUUCUUCCGUUCCAAGUGCAACCACUUCCACAAUCACUCCUGUUCGUCGUGCGAACAACUAAAAUCUACCCUUGCUUCGAUUGAGUCAAGUGUAAAAAGUACAGCUGAAAAACGUCCAGAGGAAGAACAUGACGAUAUGAUAUUUACUUGUCAGCAGUCAGUAGCCGCAAUAGAAGCAUGGAAACAGCACCAGCUGCGUUCCGUUCAACAAGAUAAGCCCCGCACAGAUCUUCUAGCCAAACUAGACGAAAACUCAGUUUUGAUUACUCAAGACUGGGCAAUGAAGUUUUUGCCGCAAAAAUACAGAGAAACACAGAUGGACUGGUUUGGAAAAAGAGGCAUAUCUUGGCACAUUMGUGUUGUUAUAAGGCGGUUGGCAAACGGUAAACUACAACAACAAGUAUUCAUUCAUAUUGUAGAGAACUGUUGCCAAGAUACUGACGUGGUCAUACCAAUCAUGCAGCACACUCUUACAGAGCUAAAAAAAGAACACCCAGAUAUCACCUCCGCUGCAUAUCGCCAAGACAACACCGGCUGCUAUCACAGUGGCCCCAUGUUGGCAGCUUGUUGCCUUAUGGAGGAAACUACAGGAAUAAGUGUUGACCGGGUUGAUUUCAGUGAUCCCCAGGGUGGUAAGGGGGCAUGCGAUCGCAAGGCUGCCACAAUCAAAUGUCAUGUUCGCCAGUACAUAAACGAAGGUCACGAUGUAGUGAAUGCAGCUCAAUUAAGAGAAGCCAUCUUAUCUAACGGGGGCGUACGUGGUGUGCGAGUGGCACUGGUAGAUGCAGGAGGAAUCAAGCCUUUGGAAGCAAUAAAGAUAAUUGGCAUCAGCACGCUGAAUAAUUUUGCCAUCGAAAACAAAGAAAUGACCGCGUGGAAAGCAUACGACAUAGGCAACGGAAAGAUCAUACCUUGGGCUAAACUAAAUGUGUCUGGCAGCUUGUGCCUCACAACGUUUAAAACUUUCAAUUGUGAGUUUUCUGUUGGUGAUUUCGUGGACAUCACUCCAUCCAGAAGCCAAAACACCAYUAAGGCGGUUAACRUCAACGCCGAUGACRAAGGCGAUGAUAAUGAGGAUGACGACAUUGACGAGGAAAAAGAAAAGUUGUUCACCUGUCCCCAUGAGGGGUGCAUAAAGAAUUAUCAUYGACAUUCAUCUCUUGUAAACCRUAUGGAAUAUGGAGUAUGUGAGCUGCGGCCAGAAAGACAAGGUCUCAUGGACAAGGCCAAAGUGAUGUAUACAGAGAAAGUGUUGCAAGGUGUUGACAUUAUCGAAAAUAGCAGUGGCACUCGUUUCACGAAUUCUCCUGACUUUACAAAAGUGUUAACUGUCAAUGGUUGCUGGAAAGGGCGUUGUACAAGCUUGAAGGUAAACAUACCAAGUUUUGGCUUUGGCCAGGGCUGUCAGUUGUUCUCUUGUAGCUAA
This is a messenger RNA of Actinia tenebrosa (Australian red waratah sea anemone), 2723 nucleotides long. RefSeq lists its product as uncharacterized. The record is from RefSeq and is a predicted model, not a curated record. Lineage: Eukaryota; Metazoa; Cnidaria; Anthozoa; Actiniaria; Actiniidae.